Laetiporus sulphureus 93-53 is the source of this 648-nucleotide messenger RNA. RefSeq lists its product as uncharacterized. Lineage: Eukaryota; Fungi; Basidiomycota; Agaricomycetes; Polyporales; Laetiporaceae. The coding region runs from base 1 to 648 and encodes 215 amino acids. The transcript is spliced from 2 exons. The record is from RefSeq and is a predicted model, not a curated record.
AUGGAUGUUGAUGGGUUCGUGAAGCCGAUAGCGCAGGCGGAGACUGUGUCCUCGGACAAAGGUGUAGAUGAGCAGGCCGAAGGCGAGCGUUCAAAGCCGAAGAAGAGCAAGAGAAGGGAACGUGCAGAAAUGGCUCUCGCUGUGCACAAACCACUGAAACGACGACUGUUGUAUCAUGCCCGUACGCCCACAUCGCGCCCAUCGUGCCCGACACUCGCAUCAAAAGGCCUUGCUGCCAAGUUGGCCAAGGCCAUCUCUCAGAUCCUCGGUAUCGCACCGUCGUCAACCCUCAAUGCACCCUCCUUAAUUACCUCAGCAAGCUCUACGCCCUUUAUCGCUCUCGAAACGCUUGCCUCCAAGUCUGCCACAGCUUCUGCCGAGUUCAAGCUCCAGGACCUGACAACCUCGAGCAAGAGCGUCAUGGACUAUCUCCGCGAAAAGCUCUCCGCGAAGAACAACCGUGCUUCCGUAUUCAUGAAGAGGCGUCUGCUGCACGAUUAUGAUGACCGUCCACGGGGUGGUCUAGGGCUGCGAGAUCGCGGGUCGAAUACCAGGCCAGCAAGGACUAUGACAGUCGCUCUAAUCGCUAGUACCGUUCCGUCACUGAACUCUGGAGUCAACGGUAGUGGAGCAGUUUGGCGUGGCUGA